AUGAAAUUAGCUGCUAAAUUCACCAUAUCUUAGAAUACCUUACCUUUAACUGAUUGCUCUUCAGCUAUCUUGUUUUUAAAGUAGGUGCUUCAAAACCAAAAACAAUUUGACAAAACCCUUAUCCACCAAUCUCUUAAUGAAAAUCAGAAUAAAAUUAUUACCAUGUUCAAAUAAGAUUCCUAUUCAUUAGUCUAAUUCGUCAAAUAUGCUCAAUCUAUCACUCAAGAUCCCCUUGAUUCUUACUAAAAUUACUUAAAUAAAGUUGUUUAGAAGAGAUUUCCUACAAAACCUUUUUUACUUCAAUGUCUUUAAUUGAACUCUUCAUGUGAUCUCAAUACACUCCUUACUAUGCCAAAUUCUGCUAUUGAUACAUUACCACAUUCUGUACUCAAUAAAAUUAUCACUACACAAGAACUAGAUUAUAAAGAAUCCACUACUAUAUUACACUUUUUACACAACAAAAAACUAUUAAAAUAAAUGCUUCAAUGCAAUUGGGUUUAAAAUUACAUUUAACUAUCUAAAUAUGGAUUACAUGAUUAUAAUCUUAAAAAUCUAGCACUAUUAAGUCGAAUUUAUGCUGAUGUAGGCAUUAAUUAUUUAAAACAAGUUGCCUAAUCAGUAGAAAAGAUGGACUUAUAAUCCAAUCAAUCUAAUCAGUUAUCACUUAUUACUCUCUAUUAAAAUUUAAGUUUACUUAGAAACAAAUAAGAAUUACUAAGAAAAAUAGCCGACCUUAUUAUCCUUAAUGAUAAAGUUGAAUUAAAAGAUUUAAUGUAAUUACUCAUAGGAGUUUCUCAAUCCAAAGAUUAACUCCUAGCUUAGAGACUCUUCUUCGUCUUAAAAAAAAUGACUAUUAAUCAUGAAAACCUUUCAUUAUUUUAUUUAUGUGGAACAUAUUUCAAACUUAUUGAAACUACUCGUAUAGAAGAGGAAUUUUAGUAAGGAUAAUUGUUUAAAAUUCUUUAAAUGAUGACUCCUAAAUAAAUUGGGGAAUUUAGUGUCAAUCUAUUUCGAAAUUAUUAAAUUAACUUAAGUGAAUUUAUAUCUAAUAAUCAACACAUUAUUCAUCCUCAAAAUAUUGUGAAUUUGGUAUCUAUCAAUAAUAAAAAUCUCCUAUAGUUAGAUUCUUUGAUUUCAGAAUAUUUAUAAAAAAAACUUAUUGAUAUCCCAGGCCUAAUGAAAUUAGCAACAUAUUAAUAAUUCUAAUAACUUAUCUCUAAUUUCAUUCUAGAUUAUCAAUAUUAUGAUAUAGCUUAUAAUGUUAAGGAAUUAGCUGCUAUUUUAUUAUAAAUUGACAAAUAUUUAUCUAAUCUUGGAAAAUUAGUUUAAUUAAGUCUUUAAGCAGUUAAUAAUGAUAUGUCAAGUGCUUAAGGUUUGGCCAACAUUCUAUAUUUGGCUUCUAAAAAAGAUAAAAGUUCAGAUAUUACAUUAUCUGUAAAUUUAAUCAAAAAGAUUAUAGAUGAUUGUGACCCUAUUGAAUUAAUAAACUUUCUUAGAGUUAUUGAAAAAAAUCGUUAGCUCUAUGACUAACUCAAAAUUACAAUAAUCAAUCAAAUCAACAAAAAGGUUGACUCCAAAAACAGAGAUAGAGUAGAAAAGCAUAUUCAAAAAUUACCUAAGUUUAUGCAUUUCUAAUUACAAUGAAAG
Paramecium sonneborni is the source of this 1647-nucleotide messenger RNA. The record is from the annotation of a GenBank genome assembly. NCBI's taxonomy places the organism in Eukaryota, Ciliophora, Oligohymenophorea, Peniculida, Parameciidae.